Messenger RNA from Phycodurus eques (leafy seadragon), 1155 nucleotides. It is a transcript of the gene slc10a4, whose product is annotated as solute carrier family 10 member 4. NCBI's taxonomy places the organism in Eukaryota, Metazoa, Chordata, Actinopteri, Syngnathiformes, Syngnathidae. The transcript is spliced from 3 exons. Gene Ontology annotation, molecular function: bile acid:sodium symporter activity. Gene Ontology annotation, biological process: bile acid and bile salt transport. Bases 1 to 1155 code for a protein of 384 amino acids. The record is from RefSeq and is a predicted model, not a curated record. Gene Ontology annotation, cellular component: membrane.
AUGGACAACUCCAGCGCACCGCCGCCCGGGGGGCACUCGGAGCUGACGGUGGGCUCGCCUCCGCCCGACUCCCCCGCCGACGCGCUCCGCCUGGUGCCCGCCUUUUGGGACUCCCCGCUGAGCCACGGCAUCAACGUGUUCGUGGGUCUGGUGCUGUGCUUCACCAUGCUGGGGUUGGGCUGCACGGUGGACGUGGGCCAGCUGGGCGAGCACAUCCGGCGGCCCGUCGGGGUGCUGCUGGCCGCCGUGUGCCAGUUCGUCAUCAUGCCCCUGGUCGCCUUCCUGCUGGCGCUGGCCUUCUCCCUGGACGACGUGGCCGCCGUGGCCGUGCUGCUGUGCGGCUGCUGCCCCGGAGGGAACUUGUCCAACAUCAUGUCGCUGCUGGUGCACGGAGAGAUGAACCUCAGCAUUGUCAUGACCAUCUCGUCCACGCUGCUGGCGCUGGUGCUGAUGCCGCUGUGCCUGUGGAUCUACAGCCGCGCGUGGAUCAACACGCCUGUGGUCAGCCUCAUGCCCUUCGGCGCCAUCAUCCUGACCCUGUGCAGCACGCUCAUCCCCAUCGGCCUCGGCGUCAUGCUGCGCUACCGCUACACGCGCGUGGCUGACACCGUCUUGAAGGCGUCGCUGUGGUCUCUGCUCAUCACCCUGGUGCUGCUCUUCAUCCUGACGGCGGCCCUGCUGGGCCCCGAGCUGCUCUCGGCCAUCCCGCCGUCCGUGUAUGUCGUGGCCCUGCUGAUGCCCAUGUGCGGCUACGCGGCGGGCUACGGUUUGGCAGCGCUCUUCCGCCUGCCGCCCAACAGCCGACGCGCCGUCUCGCUGGAGACGGGCUGCCAGAACGUGCAGCUGUGCACCGCCAUCCUCAAGCUGGCCUUCCCGCCGCAGCUGAUGGGCGGCAUGUACAUGUUCCCGCUGCUCUACGCGCUCUUCCAGGCGGCCGAGGCGGGCGUCCUCAUCCUGGCGUAUCGGACGUACCGCAAGCGGGUGCUGGGCAAGGAGGAGCCGGCGGCGCGGCGGGACGGCGAGGACACGGACAUCACGUACCAGCGCUUCUGGGAUGAGGACGUCGACUUUGACGAAUCGUAUGGCGCCGUGACGGUUAGCGACCCGAACAGCAUCAUGCUUGACCCCUGCCCACCGGACCCUACGCCUGUGUGA